CUCUUCCUCGUGCCGGUGGCGGAAGCGCGCGGAGGGGUGUGGGGGGGGUGUGUCUGCCCGCAGGAUGCUGGCGUGGGGCCGGCAGCUCCUGCGCUGCUGGAAGCCGCUUUUCACCGGCCGCUUGCUGCUGCUGACCAACACGGCGAGCUGCGGCGCGCUGCUGGCCGCCGGCGACACCCUGCAGCAGGCCUGGCACCGCCGGCGGCACCCCGACACCCAGCCCCAGCUGGCCCGCACAGGACGCAUGUUCGUCGUCGGCUGCAGCAUGGGCCCGCUGAUGCAUUACUGGUACCUCUGGCUGGACGCUGCUUUCCCGGCCCGGGGCGUGCGGGGGCUGAAAACCGUCCUGAAAAAAGUCCUUAUCGACCAGCUGGUGGCAUCGCCCGUCCUGGGCGCCUGGUAUUUCUUCGGCAUGGGCACACUGGAGGGCCAGUCCCUAGAGGAGAGCUGGGAGGAGCUGAAGGAGAAAUUUUGGGAGUUUUACAAGGCUGACUGGUGCAUCUGGCCGGUGGCUCAACUCAUGAAUUUCCUCUUCGUCCCGCCCAAGUACCGGGUGGUUUACGUCAACGUGAUCACGCUGGGCUGGGACACCUACCUCUCCUACCUCAAACACAGGCAGCCCCCCGAGCGCCAAGGAUGAGUCGCUGCGCGAGAGCCAGCGCAGUGUCGGGGCGUAAGGAGGCGACAGCGGCUCCCGGCGACAUUUUCCAGGGCUCCUACGAGCGGUUUUCUUGCCGUCGUGGCUCAACCCACCCAACGAAAGCGACGCUGGGAGCCUGCUGCCACCACCACCUGCAGCUUGGGCAAAUCUUUGCCAGUUAACUCAUCUGCUGAUUACAGUGAUGGGGCUGGGGUAUUUUUAACCAAUCUCCUGUCAUGGGCUAGCCUGUAAAAUGAUUUCUUUUUGUAUUCCUCCACAGAGCCCGCGCUGCCAGGGCAGCAAGGGGCUGCGGCAGCUCUGCUUUGCCUUCAGUGCCCCGGGCAAGGGCCCCAGGGCUCUCCCCUCUGCUGCAGCCAGGGUUUGGGGUUUUUUUCCCCAUUUUUCAGGGCAAGGCUGGCCCCUUGCUCCCCUCCAACACUCUCCUCUGCUAUUCUGCAGAACCAGCGACGUGGGGCCCUGCCCCGCAGCUGCUUGGCACAGAGAUGCUGCCCCUCCGCUCCCAGUACAGCUCCUCAGCCCUUUCCCUGUUGCUUUUUUGUCUUCAAGCUGAAGGGAAGAAGUCACUCAGCUUCCCCUCCCUCUCUCCGCCGACCUCGGCUUCUUUUCAUUCCACCUUGCACUCCCUCCCUCCUCAGCACCGUGCGUGGGCUCUGCUGGGCUGGGCUGCAGCCACCCAGUUUUUAUAAAAAUAGCGGUGCGAUCGCUGCCACCUGCUCACCGCCACGCUUGACAGCGGCAGAGUCGACACAGAGGCGGUUGAGGGGUUUUUAAGGCAAAGUUUUUUGCAGGAUUUGGACCGUGGCAUCCCUCUCAUCCCAGCCCAGCAGCUCCCUGGGGAAACUGGACACUCGCUCCAAAACCUGCAAACUUAUUUAUUUCCAGCAGCGCUGAAAAACUGCCUAAAUAGGAUUUUUCUAAAGCUUAAAGCCGUGCCUUACUUCCAGCUCUGUCCUUGCCCCUCCUGCCACACACCCCUGAGGGGACAGCAGCCCUCCCACCACAGCAAGCCGAGCUGCUGAGCCGAGCUGCUGAGCCGAGCUGCUGAGCCACGGCAGGAGCCAUUUGGUGAAUGCUAAUUAAGAAACCAGAUCGCUUUUGCUUCUCUCCGGCAACGAGCUCACCAGCGCAGGGCUGAGGAGAGCCGAGGUUAUCGACGGCGAGCAAAGGGGCCCAUCCUGCUGCCCCCUCUCCACCUGCAAUGACCCCGAGGGACCGGUGAUCAGCAUUGAUUUAUUUCUUCACAACAUUUCUUUAAUACAGUGAUUUUUAGGAAAUUGUA
Tyto alba (common barn owl) is the source of this 1940-nucleotide messenger RNA. It is a transcript of the gene MPV17L2, whose product is annotated as MPV17 mitochondrial inner membrane protein like 2. NCBI's taxonomy places the organism in Eukaryota, Metazoa, Chordata, Aves, Strigiformes, Tytonidae. Gene Ontology annotation, biological process: mitochondrial ribosome assembly. The record is from RefSeq and is a predicted model, not a curated record. The transcript is spliced from 6 exons. Gene Ontology annotation, cellular component: membrane; cytoplasm. The coding region runs from base 65 to 640 and encodes 191 amino acids.